Messenger RNA from Diabrotica virgifera virgifera (western corn rootworm), 12015 nucleotides. RefSeq names its product helicase domino (gene dom). Gene Ontology annotation, cellular component: Swr1 complex. NCBI's taxonomy places the organism in Eukaryota, Metazoa, Arthropoda, Insecta, Coleoptera, Chrysomelidae. The record is from RefSeq and is a predicted model, not a curated record. Bases 232 to 7881 code for a protein of 2549 amino acids. Gene Ontology annotation, molecular function: ATP binding; histone binding; ATP hydrolysis activity. The transcript has 23 exons.
CAGACAUCUUUUCAAGGAAAUGGAAUAUCGCGUCGCUAUGUCAUAUAAGACCAAUGCGUCAUUUUUGCUGAACGCGUAAAAUGUAGAAAACAGGUCUAUUUUGCAAAUUUUUAAGUUACGUGGACUACCUAAUUGUAUAUUAAACUAUUAGAAAGACGAUAAUCAUAUUUUUUACUGCGGAUGAUUAACCUUAAUGUGAAUAUUUUGUGAUAACAUGAUGAGAAUUCGAAGAUGAGUGACGAAACUCCGGGGGUAGGGCAGGGUGCUCUGCCCCCGAGAGAGGGCCAAAGCCUUCGACUCCUUGCAGAGCGCCCUACUAGUGGUGCUACGGUAAGGGUAGCCCAGGUUGUUGGUGGUCAGUAUGUGUUGACAACACAAUCACAUGGUAUGCCAGCUCUAGCACAGAUUGCUGCUGGGAAUCCCAACGUCACUCGUCUGAUAAGCAUCAGUCCAACUAGAGGUGGACAAUCGUCCCCACUAAGGCCCAGUUUGGCCAAUCAGUCGAUCGUUAAUGUUCUUACCAAGUCUCGACCAAAUCCUAAUGUACGCUUACAGUUAUUUCAAUCCGGUGAGAGUUCUGGAAACAAUGUCCAGCAUAGUCCCCAUUCGAGAUCACUCAAAAGGCCGUUGUCUUCCACGGGUGAAAAAAAAGAUAGCUACGCUUCUAAGCUGCAACAUGUAAUGAACCAUCGCAUUGUUCGCUCAAAAUUAAUGAAAGAAAAGUAUAAUGAACAUCUUCUAGAGGCCUAUUAUUUAGAGACCGGAAAUAACAUUCUAGAUUUAUAUCAAUUUGCCAAAAGACCUAAAACCCAAGCGUAUCUAGCUUAUCUUAAGGAACAUGCCAUCGAUCCUCGAGAUUAUCCUGAACUUCAGACUACAACAACUGUUACUGUACCGCAAACGACGCCUAAUACACCAACUGCUACCUCUGUCAGCUCUCUGCCCGGUAUCUCUCAUAGUUACGCCAUCCAGACUACCAGUUCUACUGUAACGACACCAGAAAGUAACAGUAACACCUCUACGCCGAAAUCAGUAUCUGUCAAAGUGAAGUCUACAUCACUUCCGAAUACUGUUAGUCAAGAGAUGAUUGUAGAGAAGGCGAAACAAGAAGCGUACGUGGUCCAACGAAUAGCCGAUUUACAGAAGGAAGGAAUAUGGUCUGAAAGGAGACUUCCCAAAGUGCAAGAGAUGCCUCGGCCUAAAGCGCAUUGGGACUUUUUGAUCGAAGAAAUGGUCUGGUUGGCAGCUGAUUUUGCGCAGGAACGCAAAUGGAAGAAAGCCGCCGCGAAAAAAUGUGCCAGAAUGGUACAGAAGUAUUUCCAAGACAAGGCGCUCGCCGCCCAAAAAGCGGAAAAGGCUCACGAACAAAAUCUUAGAAGGAUAGCCGCGUUCUGUGCAAAGGAGAUUAAGAUCUUUUGGAACAACGUCGAAAAACUCGUCGAGUAUAAACAGAAUACAAUCUUGGAGGAGAAGCGGAAAAAGGCGCUCGAUCAGCAGCUUAGUUUUAUCGUGGAUCAGACUGAGAAGUAUUCGCAGUUGCUUGCCGAAGGAAUGAAUAAGACCGCAGAACAGCCUCCUAGUUCAGCGCCAUCUCGAUCAGUGUCUCGAACGCAGUCUGAUACAGAAUUCGAUCCGGAUCUUCAGAGCGAUGAAGACGACGAAGAGACCAUUGCUCGAGAAGAAGCUUUAGGUAACGAAGGACAUAAAGAAGAAAUCGAAGCGCUACAGAAAGAAUCUCAGAUGGAAUUAGACGAUUUACUAGAGGACGAUUUCCUGAGGGAUUACCUUUUAAAUCGAGACACGAUCCGAUUCAGCGAAUCCGAAGAUUCGGACGAUGACACGGACUCGAAAAAAGAAUCUUUCAAAGGCGACAAAGAACAGUCUGACGAUUCUGAAUCUUCUAAAGAAGAAGAUACGGAAGACGAGAGCGAAGAUGAAUCUAUGAAGGUUACUGAAUCGGUUGUUAAAGAAGAACACGACGAGUUGAAAAUAUUAGUAGAAGAUUCUCAAAAAGAGGGAGAAAUUAAGACUGAACAAGAUACAAAAGACGACCUUAUCAAUGACGCAGCUGCUAUAGCUGAAAGUAUCCAACCUAAAGGAAACACCCUGUCUUCUACUAAUGUAUCAACAAAUAUACCAUUUUUAUUAAAAUAUACGCUAAGAGAAUACCAGCACAUCGGUUUGGAUUGGCUGGUAACUAUGUUCGACAGAAAACUGAACGGUAUAUUAGCAGAUGAAAUGGGUUUAGGCAAAACAAUACAAACGAUAGCUCUUCUAGCACACUUGGCGUGCGAGAAGGAAAACUGGGGCCCCCAUCUGAUAGUAGUCCCCACUUCUGUGAUGCUGAAUUGGGAAAUGGAAUGCAAAAAGUGGUGUCCGGCUUUUAAAAUUCUAACGUAUUACGGAACGCAGAAGGAAAGAAAAUUUAAACGGAUAGGAUGGACGAAGCCUAACGCGUUUCACAUAUGCAUUACUUCGUACAAGCUAGUCAUUCAGGACCACCAGAGUUUCAGGAGGAAAAAGUGGAAGUAUCUGAUACUGGACGAGGCCCAAAACAUCAAGAAUUUCAAGUCGCAACGAUGGCAGCUGUUGUUAAAUUUUCAAACUCAACAACGUCUGCUGUUGACUGGUACACCUUUGCAGAACAACCUCAUGGAAUUGUGGUCCCUUAUGCAUUUUUUAAUGCCGAACGUAUUUCAGUCGCAUAGAGAGUUCAAAGAAUGGUUUUCGAAUCCGGUGACAGGAAUGAUUGAAGGAAAUUCUGAAUACAACGAAAGUAUUAUCAAGAGACUGCACAAGGUAUUAAGACCAUUUCUUCUAAGGCGGUUGAAAAGCGAAGUGGAAAAACAAAUGCCAAAAAAGUACGAACACGUGGUCAUGUGUAGGCUAUCCAAACGACAGAGGUAUUUGUAUGAUGACUACAUGUCCCGAGCAAAAACGAGGGAAACUUUAACUACUGGAAAUCUGUUGAGUGUUAUAAAUGUGCUGAUGCAGCUGAGGAAAGUGUGUAAUCAUCCGAAUCUAUUUGAAAUUAGACCAACGACAUCGCCUUUUCAGUGUGACAACAUCCGGCUUCAUAUUCCAUCCAUUGUAUAUUCAGCUUUAGAUUACGAUCCUGAUAAGCACGUGAACCUUCAAGCUUUAAAUCUUCUACUAAUCAUGCAAGAAAUCCACUUUGGUUCGUACCAGUGUUACCGGAUGAGACAAUCAAGAAAUUCCAAGAAAAUUUUCGAAAUGGAAACGAAUUCUAGCAAAAAUCCACCACCUUGUCCGCCAUGUAAGUUAGCCAUGCGAGUUCUAACAGACAAACCUUCAGCCACUGACGAAAAGAAUGAGAAGAAAGACAUGCAAGCUUUAAGUCAGCCGCCUCCAUUGCAAGUUAAAGGAAUGAGCCAGCCUAACAUGAAGAUGAAGGUUUCUGGAGUGCAAUUUGUUCCACAGAGCAUACUUAAAUCAAUUCCAGUAGUGAACAUAUCACAAGGGGCUACAGGUCAAAUCGGAGCACCUGUUAGUGUGACAUCUGUAUUAAAACCACAAGACAAAAUAUCUGCUAGUUUUGCACAGCUAGUUCAAACGUCUACUGGCAAACACUUGUUACUAACGUCGAAUCCCAACAUUACGACGAGCCCAGUGACAACUACAACACCAGGUGGACAAAAAUUGACCUUCCUAUCGAAGCAGCCCGUUUCUACGAUUGGUAAUGCGGGCCAUGCUGUAACGAAAGCUUAUGUCAAAUUUCAGUUAACGUCUGUUACGACAGCAUCAACUUUCACAACAGUUACGACAGUCAACUCCAAUACGAUAUCUGUAGCUAAAAGUGAAGAUAACAAAGGGAUGCGAAUGUCUGUUGGUAAUGAUUAUAUAGGUAAACUUUAUUCUAAACAAAAUAGCCUGGACGUGCGAUGGAAUAGCGGCGAAAAACAUUUAGGUUUAACAAAUGAAGACGAUCCCAAAGGUGAACGAAAGAAGAGACUUUCCCUCAUGUCACGCAUCAACAAGAUCCGUUGCUCAGCUCUUCCACUGUACGGCCGAGAUUUCCAAGAAGCUGUCAAAAUAUAUACGCCUAACCAGCUGGAUGUUUGGAACGGGGGUCAUAUUCACUGCUUGAACACACUGUACAAUAAGGAUGCCAGGAAUGAAACGACAGAUUGUCUCCAAGACGCGUUGUUUAAUCCUGAAAGAAGAUUGGAAGCUCUAAAAGAUACUUUUGAUCGAUUUAUAUUCUAUGUACCUUCUGUGAAAGUGGCGGAACCCGAACUGCAAGUGUGGCAUCCUCCACCGAGUAAAUAUUGGGGCCAAAAACACGAGAAACAACUUAUACAGAAACUAUUCCUAAAACCUGCAACACCUCUUCAUAGUAUAGCAUCUGCAAUGGUAACGCAGUUUCCAGAUCCUAGGCUUAUUCAAUAUGACUGUGGGAAGUUACAAACUCUGGAUAUACUAUUGAGGAAGUUAAAACUGGGAAGUCAUCGAGUAUUGAUCUUCACGCAGAUGACGAAAAUGUUGGAUGUACUAGAGGCAUUUUUGAAUUACCACGGUCAUAUAUAUCUUAGGUUAGAUGGUACCACAAAAGUUGAUCAAAGACAAGUGUUGAUGGAGAGGUUCAACGGUGAUAAACGUAUUUUCGCUUUUAUUUUGUCCACGCGUUCCGGGGGCGUGGGUGUAAAUUUAACCGGAGCGGAUACUGUGAUAUUUUAUGAUUCCGAUUGGAAUCCAACUAUGGACGCGCAAGCGCAAGAUCGUUGUCACCGAAUCGGUCAAACGAGAGACGUACACAUUUACAGGCUAGUUAGCGAGCGAACGAUAGAGGAGAAUAUAUUGAAGAAGGCCAAUCAGAAACGAUUGCUCGGAGAUCUGGCGAUCGAAGGGGGUAAUUUCACAACGGCGUACUUCAAGAGUUCGACGAUUCAGGACUUAUUCAACAUAGACCAAAACGAAGAAAGCGCAUCUGCCCGAAUGUCAGAAGUUGUCGAACUGAGAAAAGAAAGAGAGAAGGCCCUCAGCACAGACCUGGUUCAUUCUGCUGACGAUAAAGCCACCGUCGGUGCUCUCGAAAAUGCUUUCGAAGCAUGCGAGGACGACCAGGACGUCCAAGCCGCGAAAACGGCCAAAGCCGAAGCUGUUGCAGAUCUUGCAGAGUUUGAUGAAAACAUUCCUCUGGAUGAUCAAGAGAAAGAACCUGAGAUCAGCAAGGCGGAACAGGAAAUUAAUAAUAUUAUAGAAAAGUUAACUCCCAUAGAAAAAUACGCCAUGAAUUUCAUCGAGGCAACAGAAUCUGCGUGGUCUGCAGAACAGCUUGCAGCUGCUGCAAGAGAGAUCGAAGAACAGAAAAAGGAAUGGGAGCAGAACCGUCUGGCGGCGAUGCGAGAAGAGGAGGAACGUCGUGCUCGAGAGUUAGAAGAAGAAUCUGAUAUCAUCACGUAUUCAAGAGAUGACGCCACCAACCAGAUAUGGGUAUCGGAUAACACUAUGGAGCAAAUGCCAAUGUGGUGUCCUCCAACGCCACCGCAACAAGAAAAUGACGUAUAUAUAGACGAAACUAUGGCAUUCCUCUACGACACCCACGUCAUGUCCGAAUCCCAAUUACCACCCAUUUACGUUAAGCGAGAAGCAAAAAGGAAUCGCAUCGAAGCAGGUUUCAGCGAAAGCCGAAGAGCCUUGAAAAUACCCAGAAAGGAAGAAGCUACGAACGCACCGAAAUCCUUGUUCCACUCGCCGAAUAUAUUGAAGAUGAAGCGCGAGCUGAAGCUGCAGAAGUAUCGAGGACUGGUGAGACCGUCUGUGCCGAUACCGGGGAAACCCAACAUUCAAAAGCCGCCUACGGAACAGCCUUUGUUUCAUGAAUGGACGAUUCACGAGGAUAUGGCUAUUUUGAAGGUCAUUCAAAGUUUCCAAGGUCUUCCGCUGAAUUUAAUCGUUUCAAAUUUAGGUCACACUCCAAAUUGGGAUUUCGUAGCAGAUUACGUCAAUACAGUCUCCAUAGCGUAUCGCACUCCUAAACAAUGCCGCCAGAGGUACGAGAAUCAUCUCAUGCAACGGGAAGAAGGUAAACAGCUUAGUCUGGACAACUUCAUGAAGAAGAAAAAGAACAAAGCCGGGCCCGUCCAAAAGUAUCCGAUGCCCACGAAGUCCAGCAGGUCGAUGAGGACAUCCCAGAUGUAUACUCAGGAUAAUAACUCAUCGUUUAGUCAAAUAAUGGCGGAUAGGUUUGAGGCGUUGAAGGCGCUAAAGAAAGUACCACCUCCGAAGCUGGGGGUUAAUAAUCCCUUAUUGAAUAAGACCAAACAUGCCCCAUCGCCUGUUUUGAAUGAGUGUGGUAUCGAUAUUGAGCAUCCAGUUUUACCAGUUGACGUCGCAGCAAGGAGAGCAGAGAGAAUAGCCAAAGAAAAGAAAAACAUGACGCCCGAUCAGCAGAUUGCGGCUCGCCUUCAAAUUAUGAAAAACCUCAUGGCGAACCAACAAGCCAGCGUAGCAGCAUCUUCGCCCACAGCACAAGGAACAAGUGGAACUAGCACUCCUUCCACAACGGCCCAGGUGAUAACCCAACAGAAUAGUUCAUCGGCUGCCACCACUACGGCUCCGGUUGUCAGUACUGCGGCGACUCCUCCAAAUGCUUUAAGAACUCAGCGAAUAAUCGCUUCUCCGAUCCAAACACCAACGGUAGUCUCGGUUUCCGGCCUCAGUGCAGCUCAACUACAAGCUGCAACUCAGCGUCUCAUAGUAUCAGCAGGUUCUUCUGGACAAGGCAAAGUAGUGGCCACUACAACGGCUCUUCAAGGCAAAGCCAUUGGUCAAGCACAAUUGGCGAUGAUCCGGCAAGCGAAUAUCAAGCAGCAGCUGCGACUACACACGGGAAAUUUACCGGCUCAAGGAGUUAAAACGUCAACUGUCACGAUUGGUGGUCAACAGACUGUUGUUCAAUUCACACAAGCGCAGCCCAGAGCUCAGUUCAUAAGACAAGGUACUGUUACUGUCGGCGGCAAAACAGGAAUCACUAGACCGGUAACAGAAAGUGAAGUAGCGCAGUUGUUGAAGAAGCAGCAUCAACUGCAGCAGCAGAAACUGAGCACCUCAAGUGGUGGUACGAUUCAAAGUCUAUCACCACAAGUACUAGCCCAAGCUAUUCAGGCUGGUACGUCUGGAGCGUCUGUUGCUACUCUCGUGAAGACAGUAUCGUCCACACCUGGAGCUACUCAAACCGUCACGAUUCCCGUCACUGGUGUCUCACUUUCAGCCCAAGGUAAAAACCUAGCUCCGAGUCUGAAAACGACCAAUGCCAACCAACUGCGACAGUUUCAUCUGCAACAACAACUACUGGCACAAAAGAAGCUAAGCGGCCAGAAACUUAGUAUUGCCCAAGUGGGCAAAAACAACAUGCAGGCUCAGUUGAUAGUCGGUUCUAAGCCACUCAGUACAGCGAUGACCGUUCAGCAGUUUCAACAAGUAAUCAGGUCGCCGUUGAAUGUUAGUCAGGGACCGGUAGUUUUGGCAAAAGGACCACCUACUAGAGUUAUACCGGUGAACACGCAGGGAUCAAAGCAGACUAUACAGGUAGUAGCUGCCGGAUCGUCUCAAGCAUUAAACACCGCCCUUCGACCCCAAGCGGGCACAUCGACACUGGCCGGCGCUUUAACAGGCAUCAAAGUACAAGGAGCUUCGGGAACCACUCAACAAGCUUUAUUAUCUCAGGUAUCAGCAGCUUUGAACCAGAACGUAGCUGGAAUGCGACAAGGUAGCCCCGUGCGCAUCCAAACCUCCACCGGGGCGCCGUUGGUGGCAGUUAACGUGCAGAAUGUUCAACAGCAAGCUGCUUCUUCGUCAUCGAAUGCGGCGCCCCAAGUUACCAAUCCAGAGCAAGUAAGUAGAUAUUUGAAGAAGUGAAGUGUGUAAUUGAUGUUUGUGCGAUACCUUAACUUGAAAACCUUUUACCCGCAAACAAUUAUCACUCAAUCUUCGCUUGUCCACUGCUGGACAUAGACCUCCCUCAUAAUUUUUCAUCUGUUUCGAUCUUGUGCUUUUGCAUCAAAUAUUUCAACCACAAACAACUGUAUUGAUAUAAUCACUUGUUGUGUCCAUCAAGCUCAUUCUAAGCUUUUAAUUAGACUAAAACUAGAACAGUUAGUUAAUUAAUAAAACUCCAAAUAACUAUGGGAGUCAUUCGCUUAAGGCUUUGUUUAGCCCAUUCACUCAGGUGUUAGUACGUCUUAUCUUAAUUGAAAAAGUGAACCAUGACUACCAUGAGUCUUGGAAAGGGCAAAUAAAACAUGAAAUCAGCUAAUCAUUUAUUUUACAUUAAAAAAAAUAAGAUGAAAUUUUAAUAGCAACAAAGCAAGUCCUGCCUGAAGCUUUACAAAAUUUAAAUGAUACUUAAGGCAUUGAUGUUGUAUGUACUGUUGGCUUCGUGGACUUGGAUCGCUUGUUGAACAUAGUUGGCGUAGUUGUCAGCUUCAGAUCAUGGCUUGGAUUUAACUGAAUCUAGAUGCUUGCUUAUUUGUGUCUUCAGGUAGCCGCUGAGUUUUGUUUUCUUUUGAAGAAACGCCAAAAAGAAUAUAGGAAAUAAAAAAAAGAUAUGAAAACUUACUUUAAGUAUAUAUGUAUAUCAAUAUGUUCUUACCUCAAAAAGAAGAUUUAACGAAUAUAAACAUUUAUUGACUGAAACAUCAGCUUAAAUAGAUGACAGACAUUAUAAAAACAAAUUCCCUUUCUAUUAUUUUGAAGUAACAUUGACAGAUGGAAGUCGAUAGUUGCCAAUUGACAAAUAUUUUUUAUCAACUUGUGAGUGGGGCAUAGACAUCAAAGACGUUUUAUAUUAUGCCUAUGGUUAAAUCAGUUAUUGGAUUUGAAAAAAUUAUGCAAAAGAUCAAGCUCUGGGUCUAGAACAAAACACGAUUGAAUUCACAUCUUUAGAAACGCUAUGGUUAAGAAGUUUUAGAGUUUAGGUAUCAAUUUAUACUCUUUAUUUUUUUUUUACUUUACUUUAAUGUUUUUUUAAUCCUUCCGUCGAUAUAUUUAAGUUGAAUUUGAAUUAAUUUUCAUGUAUAUUUGAAGUAAUGGUUUAUUUGUUAAGUAUGUAUAGUUUUGCUGACUCUGUUUCUUAUGUAUGUCGACGUACAAUUAAAUCACAUUCUUUGAUAAAAUUAACACACCUACCAUCAAAACUUACGUGCAAGAAAUUCCGAUGUUUGAAUCGCCCUACGAUAUUAAAAAGAAGACCUACUCUACGUCAGUGGUUCCCAAACUAUGGAUCUCGACCCUCUUGGGGCAUGGGCGUCAUUUGAAAUUUUGAUUGGGGGGGGGGCAAGCAUUAUAUAUACAAUACAUUAUACAAUACUAUAGUAAUAAAAUUGAUGUAUUUUUUGUAAAUUUCAGUCAUUUUCAGGGUCGGGUGUGGGGGCAAAUGACGCCGCUGUCUUGGAGGCUACGUUAAAGAGUUGAGGGGUCGAAAUAAUUUUUAAAAGGCACUUUAAUAAUGUUUUUCUUUUAUUAUUUUUCUAUAUUUUGCUUUUUAUUGUUAUCUUUUUAAGUUGUGUUCACUACGAGGCGCCAAGCCUUACACCGAUCAAUAUAUCGUACCCAUGUAUCCAAUACCAGGUAUACUGUCGGCAAACGUACAACAAACACUGAGUAAAUACGAAGGAGGACGACAAGAAUAGAUACAAGGCAAGGAUACAAUCCAUUGCUCUCCGUAGUGAACAAACCCUUAAAAAUACAGGCACCAAUGUAGCGCCUUCGCCUCGUUAGAUACGGAAGAAAGAUUAAAAAAAAGAAAUUGUAUAAUUUUCUUAGAUGACUCAAGUGAAACAUUUUUAUUUAUAUAUGUUAUAGUCAAAGCCCGAAUUACAGGCACUCCUAGGUUUGACUAGGCAGUCCUCAGUUCUGACUGACGGUCUUAGUCAAAGCCCGAAAUAAAUUAGUUUCAGCCUUUGACUAGUCAAACCUAGGAGAGGCUAAGUUGGUCAGGCAAAGGUCGAAAUUUAAUUUUAUGAAAUCGGGGGACUAGUCAAACCCCGAUCAGCUCUUAAAAUGUCGUAAUUUGUUAGAUUAAGUUUAAUAAAACGUCAUUUUUUAAUUUUAAUGUUUAUUAUUUUUAUAUUGUCGUCAUUAAAAUAAAAAAUUAGUGUUUAUUCUCACAUGUUGAGGCAUUAUGGCAUUUAGAGUUUCACAAUACGUUAGGCCUUUUACACUCACAUAAUUUUGAAGAGCAUUUCUUAUUGCAGUAGCAUUUUAUAAAGCCUUUUUCUCAAAAUUUUGAAUCUUUCGUACUAAUUUCUCUUAGACAGUUUAACGUCUGGAAUAUCUUCGAAAUUACGAAAAUUCUCUUUGCAUUUCAAAAAAAUUUUCUCCAAUUUCAAUCAGAAAACUGUAAUAAUACCUAUCCCCAGCUUUGAUAAAGCUAAAGGAGAUGCCCGAAAUAUUUUGGGUAUCAUACAAGAUAAAACAAUUGACGGUUUAUAUAGAGUUGGUACGAAAUACGGAACAAUAAACACACUUUUUUCAAAGAGAAUGCAAAGAUAAUUUUCUUAAUUUCGAUGUUCCAGACGUCAACCUGUCUAAGAGAAAUUAGUACAAAAGGUUCUAAUUUUGGAGGACAAUGCUUUAUAAAAUGCUACUGCAAUAAGAAAUGCUCUUCAAAAUUAUGUAAGUUUAAAAGGUCUAACGUAUUGUGCAAAUCUAAAUGCCAUAAUUCUUGAACAUGUAAGAAUAAACACUAAUUUUUUUUAUUUUAAUUACGACAAUAUAAAAAUAAUAAACAUUAUAAAAAAUGAUGUUUUAUUAAACCUAAUCUAACAAAUUACGACACUUUAAGAGCUGAUCGAUUUCAUAAAAUUAAAUUUUGACCUUUGCCUAACCAACUUAGUCUCUCCUAGGUUUGACUAUUCAAAGGCCGAAACUGUAAUUUAUUUCGGGCUUUGACUAUAACAUAUAUAGACCGUUGCAAUCAUAGUAGACGUAUCGGUGCAAAGCAGUAGACGGAUCGAUGCAAUUCUAGUCUCUCGCGUGUUUCAAGGUCUAGCUAUCAUAAGGGUAAAACAUUUUUUUUUUCUAUUAAACAACUGUAUCAAAUUUAGAUGGUGUAUUAGAUUUUUUCUUGAAUGUUAUUAAAUGACGAGUGAACUGGGUGUGUGAUAAGACAAAGGGGGUCUUUGUCAAAAAGCAAAAGAGGACAAAGCUUUUUGUCAAAAGGAGUCACUAGUCUUAGAAAGUUUGGGAAAUACAGUUAUAAUAACUAUAUAAAAAAUACCAUCUAUAACAAGAUUAAACAGGUAAAGAUUCCGUGAAGAGCCUUGAGGGGAACCAACCUUCAAUGGAGAACUUUUUGUCAAUUCAACACAAGUCCUUACUUUGGUGGAGUAGUAGAGCCUCUCAUACAUAUCCUUCCCUAGCCUUAAAUAUUUCUCAGCAACCCAUUUCCCUCUCAUACAUCUCCAUAGCUCUUGUAUAGGAACGGUGUCAUACGCCUUCUUAAGAUUUAUAAAUGCCAAAUGUAGCUCUCUUUUUAUCUCAUCGUAUUUCUCUAUCAAAGCAAACAAGGCAUCCGUUGUCCUUCUUUCUGGCGUAUACCCAAAUUAUUCUUCUCCUAUCCUUGUCUCCCUCUAACCUUCGCCUUUAGUUCUCUCACAGAUUUGUUGUCUCUAAGAAAUAUUGCUUAAUAACAAAAUAUGUAAGAUUAUACGUAACUAUCAGGAUUCUUAUCAAAAACUUGAACGAACUCUGAGCAUUUUGUCUCAAUAAAAAGUUUUGUUGGUGGUUGGUGUGUCAAUUUUGACGAGAAGUUGAUGAAAUUAUUACUAUUAAUUGAAACUAACUUGUAUUAAACGUGAGCUGUGAUAAUAAAACAAUAUUUUUAGAAAUAUUUUCACAGAGAAUUAGUGCUUAAUACUAUAUAAAUGUUAAACUCUUCAUUAAUUUUACGUUUAUCCAUUAAUUAUCCAGAAUCAGUCAUUGUAAAUAUUUAUUCACGACAUAUUUGUACCGAUCUUUAGUUUCUGAAUAAUAAAUUAUUAUUUUGAUACA